Molecule: messenger RNA, 431 nt
Organism: Oppiella nova
Lineage: Eukaryota; Metazoa; Arthropoda; Arachnida; Sarcoptiformes; Oppiidae
Source: the annotation of a GenBank genome assembly
CUUUAAAAGUGCACCAAAAGACUGACGAAAUUGAAUGUCAAUACAAACGAGUGAUUGAAGUGAAGAUUAUUUUGUGGAAAAAUCCUCAAACACUUUGAGACCAACUCACAGACAAUCAGAUCAUCACUUUGUGUGCAUUGAGACCACACCACACUUACUUUGAAAGCAGUUGAACCCAUUUGGUGGCAAUUAUCUCAACAAUGGUGCGCAAGUUCUUCGUGGGAGGCAAUUGGAAAAUGAAUGGCAGUAAAGGUGUGAAUCAGGAGAUCAUUCAGACACUCGUGACGGGACCUCUCGAUGAUAACACCGAGGUGGUGGUAGCGGUUCCGAGUAUCUACUUGUCUGAAGUGAGACGGGUCCUGCCAUCGAAAGUAGGUGUGUCCGCACAGAACGCAUACAAAGUAGCGAAGGGGGCGUUCACUGGAGAGAUC